AUGAACGAACGUACUCAGCUACCAAUGCCAGAUGUACCUGAUGCUAAAUCACCUUCGUCGCAAGAACUUGAAGAGAUCUGGGCUAGCAAUACUGUUGUCCCAGAGUCUAUCACAGGAUGCGUCCAUGAUUUGAUUACUGAGGUAGCGCAAAGACAACCCGAUGCCCUCGCUGUUUGCGCGUGGGAUGGAGAUUUUACCUAUGCUCAAAUAUCCAGCUUGAGUGAUCAUGUUGCUCAUUAUCUAUGUGAAAUGGGCAAUCCAUCCACAUCGCCAGUUACCCUUCUUUUCCCCAAGUCUCGAUGGACAUCUGUUGCCAUGCUGGGAAUUAUCAAAGCCGGAUGCGCGGCCAUUGCCCUUGAUUCCACUCAUCCAGAUGCAAGACUUCGAUCUAUCAUUAGACAUGCGAAGCCAAAAGCAAUGAUCUGCUGCCCAGAUACUCGAAACAGAGUAUCCCUCUUGUGCGAUUCACCCGUCCUUCAACUAGACGACAGUCUGCUGGAAAUUGUGGGUACCAUAAAACAACAGACGCUUGACUUGCCUGUGGUAUCACCAAAUGACAUAGUCUACAUAUCUUUUACAUCGGGAACUACUGGCGAGCCUAAGGGAGCAUGUAUUAGCCAUGCCAACGUGAGAAGUGCUGUACAUUACCAGGGAAAAGCUCUUGGCUUCCAUCAAGAGUCGCGUGUCUUCGACUUUGCACCUUACUCCUUUGACGUGGCCUGGAGUAAUGUUCUUCACACAUUGUGCGCAGGUGGCUGUCUAUGCGUUGCCAACGAGCAGGAUAUGGUGAAUGACCUGUCGGCUGCGAUCACAGCCUUUGCGGCCAGUCUGAUCAACGUUACUCCCACUGUUCUGCGAACAAUUAGCUCAGUCCCACCGACACUUCAAACUGUUCUUUUGAGUGGAGAAAUGCCGUAUCGAGAAAAUGUGACUCAAUGGGCUGGUCGUGUUCGUCUGCUCAAUACAUAUGGUCCCACCGAGUGUACCUGGAAAUGUACCUUCUCACAGCUCAGUCGCUGCGAGGAGGACCGGCCGGAUAUUGGAAGAGGACUGGGAUUCUGUCUCUGGAUCGUCAACGCCAACGAUAGCAGCCAGCUUGUUCCUCCUGGUUCCCCGGGUGAAUUAUACCUCGAGGGACCCAUGGUUGGCCAAGGGUAUCUUUCCAAUGAAGAAAAAACCAGCGAAGCGUUUAUCGUCAACCCACCGUGGCUUCUGUCUGGGAGCCCUGGUGUACCAGGACGACAAGGCCGUCUAUACAGGACCGGGGACCUAGUCAAGACACGUUCCGAUGGAAACAUCCUGUUUCUGGGGCGGAAGGACGUCUCUCAAUUGAAGAUUAGAGGUCAGCGGAUCGAAAUUGGUGAUGUGGAGCAUCAUGCACGUGCAUGUCUGAAUGAUGCGCUGACUGUCAUUGCUGAUAUUGUGCUCCCUCGGGGAAGCGAGAGUCCACUACUUGCCUUAUUUGUGCAGACAAAGAAUCAAGACCCCAAAGUAGUUAAGCCCGUGAUGAACAAUCUUGUGCGUGACCUAGAGGGUGCGCUGCCAGCAUUUAUGCUUCCAAGCAUCUAUCUCCCAGUCGAAGAGAUACCGGUGGCUGCGACAGGCAAGGUCGACCGGCGACAACUGCGAGAGUUGGGAGUUGGUUUGUCUUUGGAGCAGCUGCUUAAAUUGCAGUCUACCAUCCUAUUGGUUCAAGAAUACCGUGACCCAUCAACUGUUAUGGAGAAGCGGCUUUGUGAGCUCUGGGCGCAUGUGUUAAACAUAACAGCGACUGGAAUUAGCGCCACAGAUAGUUUCCUCCGCCUAGGAGGGGAUUCAGUUGCAGCCAUGCUGUUGGUUGCGGCAGCACGAAAGACCAAUUUAUCCAUCAGGGUAGCAGAUGUGUUCAAGAGUCCAGUGCUGAGUGACCUUGCCCUCAUUAUCAAGGAGGAUUCUUUCUCUUCUGAAGCGAAAGUAAUUACCCCAUUCUCUCUGGUAGACAGUUCUUCGGAUAUUCAAAGAAUGCGCGAGGAGGCUGCUAGGCUCUGCAAUAUUGAAUCGGCUCAAGUUGAAGAUAUAUAUCCGUGCACCGCACUCCAACAGGGCAUGCUCUCCAUCACAGCACGAAGUGAGACAACUAACGUUGCACGGACACUAUUUGAGCUUCCCAGUCACAUAGAUCUCUCCCGGUUAGAAACGGCAUGGUUAAGUACCGUUCAUCACGCAUCAAUCCUGCGAACACAGAUCAUCGACCUGACCGACAAUGGUCUGGUUCAAGUUGUUGUCGACUCCCCCAUCAUGUUAGAUCGAUACGGGAGUAUCGCAGACUUCAUCAAAGACUCCAUUCCGAUGGGAUUGGGGGUUCCUUUGUGCCGUGCCGGUCUGAUUUCUGGAGAGUUCCCCAGUCUGAUCAUAGAAAUGCACCAUUCAAUCUUCGAUGGCUGGUCCACCAAGCUGAUAUUGAAUGCCAUUGAAGCUGAAUACUAUGAGAGGGCGAUUCCCUCUUCCAUCCUGCCCUUUAAAUCAUUUGCAAAAUACACAAAAGGGAUAAACAAGCAAAUUUCGUCGCUCUAUUGGAAAACCUACCUGGACGGAGGGUCUGAAACGAAAACUUUUCCGUCUCCUGGGUAUCGGCCGGGGGUAAAGCUUGAUUUCAACUAUAAUGUCUCUGAAAUGCCAUGGGCACACUCGGGGACCACACCAUCAUCGGUCGUUAGGGCAGCAUUAGCCCUAUUACUAGCCUCAUACACCAAUUCAAACGAUGUCAGGUACGGUGCCACGAUCAGCGGGCGACAAGCUACUGUGGACGGUAUCGAGCGAAUUGCAGGGCCGACAAUUGCGACUGUACCAGUCCGCGCUAAAUUUGACUGGAAUCAAACAGUUGAGAGCUGGCUCGAACAGGUUCAAAGACAGGCAGUGGAGGCCACUGAGCACGAACAGCUAGGGUUACAGCAGAUUGCUGGAUUGGUUGAGAAUUCCAACCUUUUCCAGCUGCUCCUAGUUGUCCAACCGGCUCAGCAGGCAAAUAGCAAUAAGGUUGACGGUCUUUUCAACCGGGCGAGUAGUGUUGUUAGCAGCUCUGAUCAAACCGGCAGUUUGAAAAUAGUGUGCAAGGAUGGAGAAGCGGAUACUGUGGGCAUGUUCAACCCAUAUGCGAUUAUGAUUAUCUGCCAAUUGCAUGAGUCUGGGGUUGAACUGAAGAUCACCUUUGAUUCUGGUGCCAUUGAAGCCAAACAGGUCGAGAGAAUGUCAAUACAACUUGAACAUUUGCUGCGACAACUGUGCUCAGAGGAGGUCAUUCAGAUGAACCUACGUGAUAUCACUGCUCUCACUAAGAACGACUUGGCUGAUAUUUGGACAUGGAAUGCAGCAAAGUCGGAGCCCGAGUUUGAAUCUGUCACCGAUUGCUUUUGUCGGCAAAGCGAUGCAAAACCAGAUGCAGUUUCUAUAUCCGCGUGGGAUCAUCAGUUAACAGCAAGGCAGGUGCAGGUCUGGUCUGUAACGCUGGCUGAUCGACUUCUCUAUGAAGGUGUGCUUCCUGGGUCGAUCAUUAUCCUGGCCUUUGAGAAAAAUGCUUGGCAGGCAGUUAUGAUGCUUGCGGCUCUCAGAGUUGGUGCAACUGUUCUACCGAUGUCUGUACCAGUUUCAAAAACUCGAGCCCUACAGAUUGUUGAGAAUUUGCAGCCCCAGAUUGCUGUUACCUCUACGUCGUCUGAUUUAUCUUCCUUCCACGAGUUGCUCCCAGUCCUUAAUAUUGCCAACCUCAUCAUGCCAGAGAGCAAAGGCUCCAAUGCUGUUGUCAAAUCUUCACCAUAUUGCCAUCUGCCUAGUGAUCCGGCUCUUCUUCUGUUUACUUCAGGAUCUACAGGAACACCAAAGGCCAUUGCGUGGAGCCACAGCGUCUUAUCAACGAACAUUCAGGCCGCUAUUGCGACAUUUGGACUGACUGAUAGGAGCCGAGUCUUCCAAUUUGCCGGUUAUGACUUUGAUGUGAGCACAGUAGAGAGUUUGGCUACCUUGCUUGCUGGUGCUUGUUUAUGCAUCCCAUCAGAGACAGACCGAAAGAACCGACUUGCGGACUCAAUCAACAGUUACAGAGCCAAUUGGAUGUGUCUGACCCCGUCUGUAUCGGAGACCAUGAUCCCAGGUGAUUUGCCAUCUCUGCAAACAGUGGUUUUUGCAGGUGAGAAACUUGAGCACAAGACUGCUCGUCGAUGGCUUGACACGCAGAAAACUGUACAUAACUGGUACGGGCCAGCAGAAGCCUCAGUGGCUACUUCGUGCCUUGUGAAUCAUGACAGUUGGCGUCCAGGUAUGAUUGGGCAAUGUUGUGCUGGGCUAGCGUGGCUUGUCGAUCCCAAAGACCCAAACCUACUGGCUCCAGUGGGAGCAGUGGCCGAGUUGUGUAUGGAGGGCUCUAUGCUGGCUCAGUAUUCUGGAGCCAAUGGCGCCGCGUUGAACAAAGAGAGCUUUAUUUCUCCAUCGUGGCUGCAGGAUGGCCACUGGAAGAGCCCUGGUCGACCAGGUCCAGUCUAUCGUACUGGGGAUCUGGUUACCUACGACUCGGAUGGUCGUAUAAUCUACCUUGGCCGCCUACAAGAUUCUCAGCGAAAGAUCAGAGGACAAAGGAUUGACCUAGGAGAGAUAGAGCGGUGCAUCCAAGACUUCUUGACUGGUUUCCUAGAGACAAUGGUUGUUGCCGAGAUAUUUUCCCCGGCUUGCGGUGACAACGAUACUUUGGCUCUUUUUGUCAGUCCCGCCGAUGCCGCUGACUGGGCGGAUCCCCAAACAUAUAUUCAAAGUACAUGGCCGGCCGAUGAUCUGGAAAACCAUCUUGCCAGCAUUCUCCCAUCUUAUAUGAUCCCCAGGAUCUACAUACCGCUCAGUGAAUUUCCUAUUGGUCCGACCGGAAAGACAGAUAGGCGGCAAUUGCGAGAGAUUGGGGGGUCACUCACGUUGGCGCAAUUGGCAGAAAUUCAACCAACCCGAAGGCAAGCCAGAAAGGUGACCACGGAGAACGAGAAACUAUUACAGCAAAUGUGGGCUCAUGUCCUAGGGGUUGAGCCGGAUGUCAUCUACGCGACUGACCACUUUCUUCGCUUGGGAGGAGACUCAAUCAGCGCCAUGCGCCUUGUUGGAAUGGUUCGUAGCCAGGGAUUCUCCCUCACUGUUGCUGAUGUGUUUGAUAUCCCCGAGCUAGAGAAGAUGGUUGAGAAAAUGGUCCACGGUGAAGGUCACUCGGAUAUGCAAGAUAUUCCAGCAUUCUCCCUUUUACCCCUGGGAGUGGAGGAGUCACACUGUCGAUCAUAUGCUGCUCAAAUCUGUUCAGUCUCGCAAGACCAAGUUCUUGAUGUCUACCCCUGUACAGCACUUCAAGAGGGAUUGCUUGCGCUUGGGGCCAGAAGACAAGGACAAUAUGUGUCUCGUAGUGUAUUGCCACUUCAAAUUGAUAUUGAUCCACACCGACUCAAAAUUGCCUGGGAAAAGACAAUCGCCAAAUUGUCUAUUAUGAGGACCCGAAUCAUGGAUCUUCCGGGCAAAGGGCUUGUGCAGGUCGUCCUCAAUGACACACCCUGGAGAUCUGGUCAAAACAUCCAGCAGUACUUGCACGACGAUGAGGCGGAGCCGAUGGGGCUAGGGACCCAGCUCUGUCGUGCAUCCAUCAUCAAUGGCACGUUCAUUUUCACAAUUCACCACUGCUUGUAUGAUGGCAGUUCACUGCCCAUGAUUCUCGAAGAACUCCAGGCACAGUACUACGAUCAGCCGGGCAGGACAGUCACUGGAGUGGAGCAUUUCAUUUCCCAUUUGAGCCAGAUAAAUACCCAGGAAUCGAACGAUUUCUGGAAGAUUCAGCUGUCUCGCGCUGAAUUCCGUUCAUUCCCCGUUCUGCCAUCUACCGCGUAUAAGCCACAAGCCAGUGGCUUUAUGGAGCAUCCGGUUGCUCUAGAAUGGCCUUCCAAGGGAGCAACCCCAUCCACAAUUCUCCGUGCGGCGUGGGCGGUCCUCGCCUCACAGUAUGUAGCCUCCAACGAUGUCAUCUUUGGAGUAACAGUGAGUGGAAGACAGGCAAAUGUAAACGGCAUGGAAAACUGUGUUGCGCCAACUAUCGCAACGGUUCCAAUUGCAGUAUCAAUUGAUUGGGAGAAUACGGUGGAGACGUUCCUUCAAGGCCUCCAAAGACAGGGUUUGGAUAUCAUGCCUUAUGAGCAAUACGGUUUGCCAAACAUUCAACGAGCCAACGGAGAUCGCAAUGCCGGUUUGUUCCAGACUUUGUUGGUUGUCCAGCCAAUAGCUACAGGGAACAGUCUGCAUGAGGAUAGCCGGCUGUUUAAGGCGCGUAGCUUCGCCUCCAGUUUGAGCACCAUGGGGAUCGAUCCUUUCAAUAUUUAUGGCUUAAUGGUCAUCUUUCAGCUUACUACCUCGGGUAUUGACAUUCAAAUGAGCUUUGACCCAAAGAUCAUCGACAAGCGGCAGGUUAAGCAAAUUGUCUGUCAGCUAGAAGGAAUAAUUCGCCAGUUGUGUACAAAGUCCCCCGACCGGAUGACACUGAAAAACAUCCAGACAGCAAGCGAACUCGACCUGGAACGCUUCUGGGCCCAGAAUGCGGAAUUACCCCCGGAUCCCAGCAUGUUUGUACAUGACAAGAUUACUCUAUGUGCCAAAGCGAACCCCGAGGCUAUCGCCAUUGAUGCAUGGGACGGUCAGUUCACAUACGGCGAGCUGGAUCAAAUCUCAACCGUUGUCGCACACAAGUUGAUUCUGCAUCUGGGGGUUAAGAAAGGGUCUACUGUGCCCUUGUGCUUUGUCAAGUCUCGGUACAUGCCACUCGCUCAGGUAGCCGUUUGGAAAGCUGGCGCAGUGACCUUGUUACAAUCGGCAGACAUGCCAGAGCAGAGAAUGAGUCGUACUUUCCAGCACCUUGGUGUUGAAGUUGCCCUGGCUUCACCCGAACGCUUGGCGACAGUCUCGAAGUACGCUCGCUGUAUCACCAUGGAGCAAAUUUUGGAUACUCCGUUUGAAGAAAUUCUCACGCCAUUCCCAAUCCUGGACAUGGAUAGCCCGGCCUCAAUUCUGACAUCCUCUGGCAGCACCGGCGAACCAAAACAUGUUCUCUGGAGCCACCGAGCCCUGGCCGCAAACGCAGAGGAACUGACACUGCGCUUGUCAGUAAACCCUUCUUCACGAAUCUUCCAAUUCUCAUCAUACGAUUUCGAUGUCGCUACCCUGGAAACGAUCAUUGGGUUAACUCACACAGCUUGUCUCUGUAUUCCGUCAGAAGCACAGCGCCUCGACGGUAUUGCGGCUGCAAUUAAUCACUUCGGGGCAAACUGGGCUUUUAUCACCCCUUCCACUUCCCGGCUGCUGCGCCCGCAAGAUGUACCAGGUCUAUCUACUAUCGUGAUGGGGGGUGAGAACGUGUUGCAGAGCGAUGUUGAAAGGUGGAAAGGGCACUGUGCUGUCCGUAAUUGGUAUGGGCCUGCAGAAUUCCCCGCAGUUACCGUCUACCCGGCCGAUGAACCCAAUUGGUCCAGCAGUGUGAUUGCGCACAUUGACACUUGCCGCUGCUGGCUUGUCGAUCCUCAAAAUUGCCACAGACUUGUUCCAUUUGGUGCAAUCGGUGAGAUAGUGGUGCAAGGACCUGCACUUGCCAGUGGCUAUGUUGGAAAUUCGUCUCUCACAAAUAAGCACUUCUACCAAAAUCCUACAUUCCUCUCUCGAGGCCUCGGGGCAGCUCGCCCAGGAAGGCAAGGUUGUGUCUACCGAACAGGGGAUUUGGCACGAUAUGACUCCGACGGCUAUCUGGUGUUCUUGGGACGAAAGGAUGCCCAGCUCAAAGUACUUGGUCAACUAGUGGUGCCCAAGGAGGUCGAGGCCCAGAUUCAACAAUGUCUCAAUCGGCCAGGUGGGCACACUGAGGUCAUCGUCGAUACUAUUUUACCCCCAGGUGGAGGCGGAGUCAUACUUGUGGGAUUCAUCGUCACCCAAGAGGAUAUCGACCAGCUAACCAUCGGCCUUAGCCAGAAGCUUCAGGCAGUUCUUCCUCGCUAUGCAGUUCCCUCGUGGUAUAUCGCGCUUUCGAGUGUUCCUUUGACUACAAACGGGAAACGAGAUCGGAGACGGCUGCUUGAGAUUGCUGCGUCGUCCACGCCAUCCAGCCAAGGAUCCACAGGUCGACUACCAGUUACGACUGCUGAGAUUACGUUAGCGAGGCUGUGGUCUCUUACUCUAGGAACGGAGCUGGAGACAAUUUCAGCCACUGACAGUUUCUUGCAGGUUGGAAACUCUAUUGAUGCCAUGCGGUUGGUAGGUACAGCUCGCCAACAUGGCUUGUUGCUCACUGUCGCCGGGGUGAUGGAAUUCCCUAUCCUAGCAGAGAUGGCCAAUCUGCUGCAAAACCUUGAUGAUGCACCAGAUGACAGCAUUGAACCUUUCACGCUGCUGGAUCCUGGCCGAGACCAGAAGCUCGCCCGCCGCCAGGCAGCAUCCGCCUGUACUGUCAAUGAGACCGAUAUCGAAGAUUUAUUCCCUUGCACUUCUCUUCAGACAGGUCUGCUUGCUUUGUCAAUCAAGUCCCGAGGGGAUUAUACCGGCCGCAAUGUGCAGGAGCUAGGGCCUUCGAUAGAUGUUGAUCGCUUCAAACACGCUUGGGAAGAGCUGGUACUCACUGUGCCUAUCCUCCGCACACGAAUCGUCGAUAUCCCUGGCCAUGGAUUUGUUCAAGCCGUGAUCCGAGAAAAGACUGCUUGGAGCGAGGCCGGAAGCGUACAGGAAUACCUGGACCAGGACCGUCGGUAUCCUAUGGGGUUGGGUACCUCUCUCAUGCGCUGUGGACUGUUUUCAUGCAAAUCAACUGAUGAAAAAUCCGAUGAUUCCGGCCCAGUGCGCUGGUAUUUUGCACUGACUAUGCAUCAUUCGAUAUAUGAUGGGCCAGCUUCGGCCAUGAUAAUGGGCACGCUGAAGAGCCUUUAUUACGGGGAAACACCUCUUCGACUAAUUCCCUUCCAGGCCUUUGUCAAGUAUGUCUGCAGUCAGAAUAAGGAAGCUGGAGCUGAGUUUUGGAAGACACAAUUUGAAGGCUGUGAAGCUUCGCAGUUUCCACUUCUUCCCUCAGCUAGUUACCAGCCAAGAACAGAAUCCACUCAAACUGUUGUUAUCGAUGAUGUUAAAUGGCGCACAGAUGGGUUUACUCCUUCUACCAUCAUCCGUUCAGCAUUUAGCCUCGUAUGCAGCCAAUACGCAAUCUCGUCUGAUGUGGUGUUUGGCACAGUUGUCAUGGGACGCAAAGCACCCAUUCAGGGCACGGAGAGGAUUGCAGGUCCAACCAUUGCCACAGUUCCUGUGCGUGUGCAAAUAAAAAGCGACGCGACUAUUCCGCAGUUUCUCCAAUCUAUCCAGGACCAAGAGCGAGAGAUGGUCCCUCAUGAGCAAACAGGAUUGUCAAACAUCCGGCAAGUUAGCACUCCGGCAGAAGAGGCUUGUCGCUUCCAAACCUUACUCGUGAUCCAACCACCCGAGCAGGCUAUGGAUGAUACUGGCUUAUUUUGCUUCCGGUCUGCUGAAGAAUACGAGGCCACCCGGUACCAUAGCUUUAGCUCUUAUGCGUUAUCGGUAGUGUGCAACUUGGAGCCAGGUCGAGUGAAGGUCGAAUUUUGCUAUGAUUCUGCCAUUGUCCAGUCAGAAACUAUUCAAACCAUGGCAGCACACCUGGAUCAGGCCCUUCGGAGCAUGUGCACACAAAGAUUGCCCCAAUCCACACUGGGGGCUGUAAAUAUGAUGACAGAGUCCCAUUUAAAUGACAUUUGGACCUGGAACGCAAAGGUGCCUGCCGCUAUAAAUGCAUGCAUGCAUGAUCUGAUCAGGGAAGUCGCGCAACGCCAGCCUGACGCAGUGGCCAUCUGUGCGUGGGAUGGUAGCUUGACGUAUGUUGAGCUAGACCAGCUGUCAACCAAGCUCGCCAAUUACCUGGUCCGGAUGGGGGUAAAAAGGAACAUGAUCGUGCCUCUUUGCUUUGAGAAAAGCAUGUACGCCAUGCUCGCCGUCCUUAGCGUCAUAAAAGCAGGCGGUGCCACCCUUCUCCUAGAUCCAUCUUUGCCAGAUUCUCGUCUUGAUGGUAUAUUGCAACAGGUAAACCCCACUGUUCUACUUUCAUCGAUCUCCCAGGAACAACGCUGUUUCCGAUGGGUCGCUCACCCAGUGGUCCUGGGAGAAAGAUCCACGUUUCCCGAGGCCGAUGUGGUGAAUGGGGCCGCCGAAAGUCAUAAUCCACCAUCUAUAUCUCCAGACGAUCUUUUAUACACCGUCUUUACGAGUGGUAGCACCGGAACCCCCAAAGGAUGCCUCAUGCAUCACCAACAAUUCACCAGUGCAGUCAUACACCAGAAAUCCACGCUUGAAAUGAGUCCAACGACACGCCUAUACGAUUUCUCUUCGUAUUCAUUUGAUGCAGUCUACUGGUGCCUCUUUCAUGUAUGGAACGCCGGAGGCACGCUAUGUAUCCCUAGCGAAGAUGAACGGAAAAGCAAUCUGACUGAGAGUGUGCGCCGGUUUGACACCACGCAUAUUUUCCUAACUCCCUCUACUGCGCGGUGGAUAGACCCGCAGCGUACUCCUACCCUGCGCUAUCUCUUUCUCGGGGGUGAGGCAGUUUUGCCAGAGGACCUCGCACGAUGGUCCCCAUCUGUUAACACAUAUGAGGUAUAUGGACCUUCAGAAUGCUCUGCUAUCACCCUUUAUCAUCGAGUACCUAAGACGGCAGCCGCUGCAGUGCACUCUAUCGGGAAAGGUAUUGGAGUUUUGACAUGGGUAGUGGACCCAGGGAAUCAAGACCGACUAGCACCUCUUGGAACGGUAGGUGAGCUGUAUCUCGAGGGACCUCUAGUGGGACAGGGUUACUUCCAGAAUGAAGAAAAGACAGCAGCCGCCUUCAUCGAGAAUCCGUACUGGUUAGGUCAGGGCUCUCCUGAUGGAACAAUUCCAGGACGUCGUGGUCGAAUGUAUAAGACUGGCGACCUUGUCAAGUAUCAUCCACUCACGGGAAAUCUCGCGUUCGUGGGACGAAAGGACACGCAGGUCAAACUAAGAGGCCAACGCAUCGAGCUUGCAGAUGUUGAGCACCAUGUGAUGCAGUGCCUAAUGGAUCGAUCAUCUUCGGGGACUGCGCCGACGGCAGUAGCAGAGGUCGUAGAGCCAGUAGCCACAGGCAGGCCAAUGCUUGCCGUUUUUAUCGACUGCAAGCAAGCACAGUUGGCCGGCUUGUUGCCCUAUCUCGAAGCUGAGUUGCCGAGCCGGGUUCCGUCCUAUAUGGUACCAGCAACUUAUAUUGCAACUCCGUCUAUGCCGAUGGCAGCAAGUGGUAAGACAGACCGACGACGGUUGCGCGAGAUGGGUUCCAGUUUGACUCUAGAAUUCUUGACACGCAGCGAUGCCCCUGUAACUAUGUUGGACCCCAGCACAGCCUCUGAGUGUCACCUACAAGCCUUGUGGGUCGAAGUCCUUGGUGUACCUGCUGAGAAGAUUGGGGCAGAAAGUAGCUUCGUUCGUCUAGGCGGCGACUCAAUCUCGGCGAUGCGGUUGGCCUCUUUGGCUCGUAUGCAAGGGCUGGAGUUGUCGGUUCAUACUAUUCUCACCACACCUCGAUUGUCGGAGAUGGCACAGUCAAUGUCUGUUUCGAUUUUGAAAGACGUCAGCGAGAUAGAAUUUGUCAGCCCCUUCUCUCUCCUCAAACAUCCCUCGGAACAAAACAUUAUCUCGGAUGAGUUCGCGAGACAAUGCCACAUCCAGGUCAGCCAAAUUGAAGACAUCUUCCCUUGUACGGGUGUCCAAAAGUCGCUGCUCUCGAUGACCGCAAAACGCGCCAACUCGUAUGUCGCUCGACUCUUGCUCAAAUUGAAGGAGAAUAUCGAUGAGUCGCGCCUGAGGAAUGCCUGGGAAAUGGUGAGUAGAGCUUCUGCGCCCAUCCUUCGUUCACGAAUUGUGGACUGUAAAAGCAACGGACUCGUGCAAGGCAUCGUGAAUGAGCCUCUGCACUGGGAUGUCACUCAACCGCUGCAGCAAUAUCUCCAAAAAUACAAAACCAGGCCAAUGGGUCUAGGCACCCCUUUGACUCGGCUUGCCAUUGUGGAAGACGAAUGCAGCCAGGAGAGGUAUUGCCUGCUCACUCAGCAUCAUGCGUUAUAUGAUGGGUACUCAUUGAACCUUCUCGUGGACGAGGUUUCUAAGGCUUAUGAUGGUAUCCUUGAUGAUCAUCCCCCUGUGGCAUCAUUCCAGGCUUUCAUCAAGCACGUCAUGGAGGUUGAUACCGAGAAGGCAGAGGACUUUUGGGGUCGUCAAUUUGCAAAUUUCGAGGCAAUCCCCUUCCCAGAAUUACCUCACGCGGAUCAUCAACCCAAAGCGGAUAGCACAGUACGACGUAAUUUGGAGGCAUUCCAGUGGCCAAAGCGAGAUGUCACUCCAUCGACCAUCAUUCGUGCAUCAUGGGCCAUCCUCACCGCGCGGUACAUGGACUCGGACGAUGUGGUUUUCGGCGCCAUGGUUACGGGCCGACAAGCUCCCCUCCGAGGUCUGGACCGCAUGGUCGCACCUCUUAUAAAUGCUGUUCCUGUCCGAGUCAAACUUGACUUCCAAGAAUCAGUCGAUAGUCUGCUCACUAGCAUCCAAAAGCAGUCCAUCGACAUGAUUGCCUAUGAACAGACUGAGCUGCUCACAAUUCGGCACAUUGAUACAAAUACAGAUCGCGGGAGCCGAUUUAAUACUCUUCUCGUUGUUCAGCCUGCAAGUCAAGUCCAGUCUGUCGACCAUCAUAGUGGCCCCUACAAGAAUCCUAGGGAACUAGUCUCCGCAACUCAAGAUCUGGAUGAUUCCAAUCCAAAUGCUAUCAUGAUCAUGUGCCAACUUACGAACACGAAUGGCCUGAACCUUGAGUUUAGCUUCGAUUCUAGAGUGGUGGAUGUAGCUCAGAUGGAACGAAUUGCCUCGCAAUUCGAGCACGUUUUGCGCCAAGUAUGUAUGGCCACGACCCAGCCUGUGGAUCACAUUGAGACUCUGAGUGGUGGCGAUCUAGCAGAACUGUGGCAGUGGAACUCAUCUAUCCCUCUACCAAUUUCUGAAUGCGUGCACAGCUUGAUUACUACAACUGCUCAGAAUUAUGGAGACCACUCAGCUAUCUGCGCCUGGGACGGCCAUUUAUCGUAUUUCGAGCUGGAUCAACUUUCAAAUCGGUUGGCGUCGCACUUGGUGGCCUUUGGUGUUGGUCCCGGUACCAUCGUUCCACUUUGCUUUGAGAAGUCCAUGUGGCAUCCAGUAGCAGCUCUUGGGGUGAUAAAGUCGGGUGCUGCGUGUCUCUCAAUGGACUCAACUCAACCAGAGUCCCGACUACAAUCCAUUGUCAGCCAAGUCAAUCCUCUGGUUGUCUUGGCAUCAGCCAAAACUGGCAAAUUGGCAGGUCAUUUAUCUGACGCCAAGGUCAUGAUUAUUGACCAAAAUUACCUUGACUUGGUAGCUACAGAUAUUCCCACCCCGCCUUUGCCCACAGUUCACCCAUCCAAUGUGCUAUACGUCGUGUUCACCAGCGGCUCCACAGGAACACCUAAAGGUGUCGUGACUACACAUCAGAAUUUUUCAUCUGCUGCAGUGCAUCAGGCAGAGAUGCUGCGUAUUCAACCAGGCACCCGUGUAUUCGACUUUGUCUCUUACAGUUUUGACGUAUCAUGGUCCAAUACCCUUCAGACAUUGAUCCGUGGAGGCUGCCUGUGUAUUCCUAACGAGUUUGAGAGACGAAACGACAUUGCGGGGGCCUUCAAUCGCAUGAAUUGCAACUACUCCUACUUCACCCCUUCGGUAGUGCAGUCCUUGGAUCCACCAAGCAUGCCUGGACUCAAAACUUUAGCCAUGGGGGGCGAACCUAUUCCCACCACCGAGGUUGCUCGAUGGAAGCAGGCUGAGGCUGUGAUUGGAAUAUACGGUCCGGCUGAGUGUGCACAGGCCCUCACGUUCACACUUCUCCAACCAAACGGACGCAACAAUCAUGUAGGGUACUCAUAUGGGGCCCGGACAUGGCUGGUGCAACCAGGCCGUCCCGAUCGACUCGCCGCUAUUGGCGCCAUGGGAGAGCUUUUCAUUGAGGGUCCCACAGUCAGUCAAGGCUACUUUGGUGACUCUGAUAAGACUGCCGCUGCGUAUAUCCAGAACCCAUCCUGGUUGCUGCAAGGUGCACCAACCCUUCCUGGCCGUCAGGCCACCUUAUACAAGACGGGUGAUCUGCUUCGAUACAACUCAGAUGGGUCGCUAGAUUUCCUUGGUCGUAAGGAUGGUAUGGUUAAGCUGCGGGGCCAACGAAUUGAGCUAGCCGAAGUAGAAUACCAUAUCCGUGCUAACUUGCGUGAUCCUGAUCUAUGCGAUGGCCUUGCGGCAGAGAUUAUUAUCCCUAACAACAGCAGUCCCAUUCUCGCCGUCUUUGUUGCCAUAUCUCCCCCUGGAGAGACACAAUCCGAGGAAGACAAUUCAUCGAGGUUGGCGCGCUUCAUCGACGGUUUGGAGGAUAGACUUUCCAAUUCUCUACCGCAAUACAUGAUUCCUGGCGCCUAUAUCCCCAUUGAAAAGAUUCCAAUGACUACCACGGACAAAACGGAUAGAAAAGCUCUACGGCAGCUGGGGGCCUUUCAGACUUUAGAGACGUUGGCAAAGCUGCAGUCCCACGGGAGCAGCCAUCGUGCGCCCACUACGGUCAUGGAAAAGAAACUGCAAGUACUAUGGUCGGUGGUUCUUGGGAUGGAUUCAAACAUUAUCAAUUCCGACAGCAACUUCCUCAGAAUUGGUGGAGAGUCCAUCGCAGCCAUGCGACUGGUGGCAGCGGCCCGAAAUGAGAAGCUCUCGCUCACAGUCGCAGAUAUUUUCAACGCACCACGGCUCUCUCAACUCGCCCUUUUAGUGCAGGAAAUUAUUAUGGAGGAGAAUUUGCCAUCGUUACAACCCUUCGCAUUGCUCGAUACGAAUGACCCAAAGCCCUUCCUCGCUGAUUUUGUCGAUCCGCUUCUUGACCCAGGGGCUGGGACCGUUCUUGAUGUGCUUCCUUGCACCGACUUCCAAACCUGCGCAAUUUUAGAUGCUUUCCAAGACCCGCCCAGCCGAUUGCCGCAUUGGAUCUUUGAUCUUCCGGCAGAUGUUGACUUCUCACGGUUAGAAUGGUCCUGCCGAAGGCUAGUAGACCACCACGACAUCCUUCGUACGGUGUUCAUUGAAACGCACGGUCGAUUCUGGCAAGUCUUGCUCGAUCAUUUGAACCCCGUGUAUGACAAUCUCCAGGCCAAAGAUGACGAUGAUAUUACGACCUUUGUUGAUUCUAUUUGUGAGCUAGAUCGAAAAAGGAUUCGGACAUUUGGCUCUUCCUUCAUUCGAUUUAUGGCAAUACGGAGUGCCGCUGGGCAGCAUCGACUCAUUUUCCGGAUUUCGCACGCCCAAUUUGAUGGCUUUAGUUGGGAUACUGUCCUUCGUAGUCUAUCUUCACUCUACUGCGGUGACACUCUCCCUGACCAACCGAAGUUCUCCCAAUAUAUCGCCUACAGGGAGGACAAUAAGGCAAACGCUUUCGCCUACUGGUCCUCGCGACUCGAGGACACUCGAAAUCCCAACUGGAGUGGUGUAGAUUGCUCUAAGCGUGUGUACACUACCAUGGAUCGGCUGACGAUGAAAGCGACGAUCCCAAUUCCCAAAGGCCAGUUGGUUGAGGGGAUUUCGCCCGCAACUUUAUUCCAUGCCGCUUGUGCUAUUGUAUUAUCCCGCCAAUACCAACAACCUCAUGUUGUUUUCGGUCGUCUGGUCACUGGCCGAUCGAUGCUACCGAGCAGUCUACAAAAUGUGGUCGGACCAUCUAUGACCGAGAUCCCUAUCAGCGUGCACAUUGAUGACCAUGCUACUCUUUCGGGCAUUGCAUUGCAAUUGCAACGUCAGCUCAUUGAAGAUUCUCGAUAUGAAACCGCUGGGAUGGAAGAAAUCAUCCGGAACUGCACUGACUGGCCCGAUGACGCAAAAGACUUCGGCUGGCGGACAGCUUUCCAGCAAGAAGAUGACCGUAACUUCACUUUCCUUGGGACAGAAAGUCGGAUAUCGUUCUACGAGCCGGAUCUACUACCUCGAAACCGGCCGGAAAUAUAUGCUACCCCACGGGAUGGAAAUCUGGAUCUUGAAUUCGAGGGUAAUCGCCAGUUGAUCAGUCAGGAUGAUGUUGAACGCUUUGUCCGAGGUCUGGAAACAGUGCUGAGUAACAUUUAA
Messenger RNA from Penicillium vulpinum, 16245 nucleotides. Its product is annotated as non-ribosomal peptide synthetase. The record is from RefSeq and is a predicted model, not a curated record. Gene Ontology annotation, cellular component: cytoplasm. Gene Ontology annotation, biological process: secondary metabolite biosynthetic process; amino acid activation for nonribosomal peptide biosynthetic process. The transcript has 5 exons. The coding region runs from base 1 to 16245 and encodes 5414 amino acids. Gene Ontology annotation, molecular function: catalytic activity; phosphopantetheine binding. Lineage: Eukaryota; Fungi; Ascomycota; Eurotiomycetes; Eurotiales; Aspergillaceae.